This is a messenger RNA of Rodentolepis nana, 1635 nucleotides long. NCBI's taxonomy places the organism in Eukaryota, Metazoa, Platyhelminthes, Cestoda, Cyclophyllidea, Hymenolepididae. The record is from the annotation of a GenBank genome assembly.
AUGGUUCCCUAUAGUACGCUGUUGAUUCUUAUAGCAGCUGUUGCGUUCAAAAGUCUUCUUUUCACAGCAUAUCAUUCCACAGAUUUUGAGGUCCACCGAAAUUGGCUUGCCAUUACUCACAGCACCAAGUUCUCACAAUGGUACACAGAGGCUACCAGUAUAUGGACUUUUGAUUACCCUCCGUUCUUUGCAUAUUUUGAGUUCCUGUUAGCACAAAUUGGCAAUAAGGUAGAUCCAAAUAUGACCUUCAUAUCAGCGGAACCAUAUGUAUCUCCUGGCACAGUAUAUUUCCAACGAAUUACGGUAAUUGUGUCGGAACUACUACUUUUGCACUCGAUUUCCAAGUUGCUAACCAUUGUAUUCGGGCCCCUUGAUGAAAAGAAGGAGCCAAUUUAUCUCACUGCAUUCUCAUUAUUCGCCUUUAAUUUCGGUUUAUUUAUUGUCGAUCACGUUCAUUUUCAAUACAAUGGAUUUUUAUUCGGUAUUCUAUUUAUUUCGAUAGUGAAAACUUUUCAAACCGACUACCUAUGGAGUGGGUUCUGGUUCGCAGUUUUGCUAAAUUUCAAACAUACUUUUUUGUAUUUGGCUCCGGUUUACUUUGUCUUCAUGCUGUCUCAUUACUGUCUUAAUAGAGAUAGUCUAUCUAUUAAGGUUAAGUGGAACCACUUACUGGCAAUGGGGUCUCUGGUUUGCUCAGUCUUCGCAUUCUCAAUUGGGCCAUUUAUCCUGAUGGGGAAGUUACCAGAUCUCUUAUCUAGAUUGUUCCCUUUUAAUCGUGGAUUGUGUCACACGUAUUGGGCGCCAAACUUCUGGGCUUUAUACAACCUUGCUGAUAAGGCACUAAGUGUAUCUGGACUAUUUCCCAAUUACUGUUCAAAAGAAUCUCAAGAAGUAUCAUAUAAUCACGUUUCCAUGACCAGUGGUCUUACAGGAAAUUAUCAGCAUCUUUGUCUUCCAACUAUUCGGCCUAUACAUACAGCUUUUCUGACUGUUGCCUAUAUCAUGCCUGGCCUGGCCAUCUGUACAGUUCGAAAUACCUCAAUUAAAUCUGGUUUCACCCUGAUUCUCUCAAUUGUUUCAGCCGCAUGGGCUUCUUUUCUAUUUGGAUGGCAUGUUCAUGAAAAGGCUGUGCUUGUUAUCACCCUCCCACUAACACUUCUAGCGAUUGUUUCACGUCGUCUGCGAGGUCUUUGUUUUUAUGUCACAACGAUUGCUCACUUCAGUCUACUUCCGCUUAUCUUCACUUCUAAUGAACAACCAGUGAUAUUAUCCUUCUUCUUGCUCUAUACCCUCGUUCAAUAUCUCUUACUGGGACGUUCAUCAACCCCAGUCAGUAAGGGCUUUCUGGCUAAAUAUUGGCCUCAUCUCACCGUUCUCGGGAAAAUGCAUCUCCUCGGCCUGAUUCCCCUCCUUUUCAUCACUCGAAUUGCCCUUCCACUGUUUUAUCCUCGACUUGAAUUUCUUCCUCUAAUGAUGGUUUCUGUCUACUGUGCAGUGGGACUUAUAGUGUCCUUCUUUAUCUACACUUGGAUUAAUUUCUCUUGGAUGUGGGAUGAAAAGGUGGCGAAAUUGGAAGAGGAGAUAGAGAAUGCGGACUAUAAUGCAAAGGCGUCAUUUUUCAAGAAGAAUGAUUAG